AUGCAGUCACUUUACUUACCCACCUGCCAUUGCUUGUUAGCUUUGCUAUCUGUCCUGGUACCGGCGAUUGCUUCUAUCCAGGAAGAUUACUCCCAGUAUGUGAAUGCCCUGAUGGGUUCAGAAGGACCCUUUCCAGGCAAAGGCUAUGGAGGAGGCGAUAUCUUCGUGGGGGGAGCGCGGCCUUUCGGCGUGGCAAAGGUAGGUAUCGACACUACGGCUGCAAACUGGAGCCUGGCGGUCCUCAAUGGGGGUUGGACGCCAGAUGGAAAUGUUACGGCGAUCACCAUGAUGCAUGAAAGUGGUACUGGAGGUGCACCAAAAUAUGGAAUAAUUCCCCAGAUGCCGCUCACAGAUGUUGCGCCCCCGGUGAAUCUGCUCGAUAAUUUGACCUACUCCCAGCCUAGGGUCGAGCUCUCGGCCUCUCGCCAUGCUGGAAUCAUCCAGUAUAGCUUCCCCGAGGGCGAAAAGCAUGUACUGGUCGAUCUUUCUCAUUAUCUUCCCGGGUCACCCAAUGAUCCCAAUGGUCAAUUCUACGUUGCCGGCGAAAUUCAAUUGAAGGAUGAGGGACGGGCUUACACUGGCUAUGGGACGUUUAUGGGUGGCUGGAACAACGGCGCGCCAUUCACAGUCUACUUCUACGGAGAAUUUUCUAUAGCCGCAGAGACAGCUCGCACCUUCGCAGGGAAGAAUACCGAGCCGAUGCCGCGUUAUCAGAGCUUCGCCAACGGUGGCAGCAGUCAGCCAGUAUACGGUAAUUUGACUGAUAAGCAAGCCACAUCAGGACCCAUGAAUGAUCGCGUCGGGGCGCUCUUCAGUUGGAACACUACCUCAAGCGCUCAAAUUAUUUCCAGGGUUGGUGUAUCCUUCAUCUCCGAAGAAAAGGCCCGUGCCUACAUUGAAUCAGAGAUUCCAUCCUGGGACUUGAAUGACACGGUGCAGUCGGCUGUGGAAGAAUGGAACCAAGAUGUUUUCAGCAAGACUCGGAUUGCAUUGGACGGAACAGCGAAUAUGACGCAUGUGCGGCUGCUCUACAGUUCUCUCUACUUUAUGCAUCUGAUGCCGUCCGAUCGGACUGGCGAGAAUCCUCUCUGGCAGUCGGAUGAGCCAUUCUGGGACGACUUUUAUACAAUGUGGGACAUUUUUCGCUGCACGAUUAGUUUCUACCAUAUAUAUCAACCUGACUACUAUGAGUCUAUGAUUCGGGGUCUGAUCGAUAUAUGGAGACACCAAGGUUUCCUGCCAGAUGGACGCUCAGGAAACUGGAAUGGACUGGUCCAAGGCGGCUCCAAUGCCGAUAACGUGUUAGCGGAUGCCUACAUCAAGGGCCUCCGCGGGGCGAUCAACUGGACCGACGGCUAUGCCGCCAUGAAGACCGACGCGGAGGUGAUCCCAUACAACACAUGGGACCCCACAGACCCCUCAGCCAGCACCAAAGAGGGGCGCGGCGCCCUGGGCGAUUGGCUCGAGCUUGGAUAUGUCUCACAAGAUCGUAACACAAGAUGUAUAUCCAGAACCGUUGAGUACAGCCUAAAUGAUUUUGCGCUGAGCCAAGUCGCCUCGGGAGAGAUGCCUAGUGACCAGGAAAAGUAUCUGAAUCGGUCCGCUGGAUGGCAGAAUAUAUGGAAUUCGGAUGUUUCUAGUCUGAACCUCACAGGAUUUCUGGCACCUAGGUUCUCAUACGGCACGUUCAACAGCAGCACAUAUGAUCCCCGCUACUGUGACAAGUGCGAGUGGCUGGACUAUACGUAUGAAGCCGUGCCUUGGGAAUACUCUUUCGUCAUUCCCCAUGACAUGGAGACCCUGGUUGAUCUAAUGGGAGGCGUGGACACGUUCGAAUCCCGACUUGAUCUAAUGUUUGCGCCAAAUAUUAACGAGCCUGACUUCGCCACGCCUUACCUGUACAAUUACAUCAACAAGCAAGCAAAAAGUGUUCAGAGAUCGAGGGGCCUCGGAUACCAAUAUUUCAACGACGCACUCUACGGAGUCCCCGGCAACAGUGAUGCAGGGGCAAUGAAUUCAUGGCUUUUGUGGCAGAUGCUGGGUAUCUACCCGGUGGUCACCCAGCCAGUGUACCUGAUUGCCUCGCCCUGGUUCCCGGAUCUCAACAUGACCAUCAACGGCAACCAGACGCUUCGGAUUAUCGCGAAUGGCCUGGACCAGGGCUAUUAUGUGCAAAGCGUGAGGAUCAACGGACAGGCCUGGACGAAGAACUGGUUCGAGCACGAGGAUCUCAUGGCACGUGGGGGCACGAUCGAGUUCGAGCUGGGGCCCAACAUGACGGCUUGGGAGACCGGCAGUGUGCCCCCUUCCCCGGGACAUAGGAGAUUGUGA
This is a messenger RNA of Aspergillus aculeatus ATCC 16872, 2331 nucleotides long. RefSeq lists its product as uncharacterized. The coding region runs from base 1 to 2331 and encodes 776 amino acids. NCBI's taxonomy places the organism in Eukaryota, Fungi, Ascomycota, Eurotiomycetes, Eurotiales, Aspergillaceae. Gene Ontology annotation, cellular component: nucleus; cytosol. Gene Ontology annotation, biological process: protein quality control for misfolded or incompletely synthesized proteins; carbohydrate metabolic process; protein deglycosylation. The transcript has 11 exons. Gene Ontology annotation, molecular function: carbohydrate binding; peptide-N4-(N-acetyl-beta-glucosaminyl)asparagine amidase activity. The record is from RefSeq and is a predicted model, not a curated record.